Baudoinia panamericana UAMH 10762 is the source of this 747-nucleotide messenger RNA. RefSeq lists its product as uncharacterized. The coding region runs from base 1 to 747 and encodes 248 amino acids. The record is from RefSeq and is a predicted model, not a curated record. The transcript has a single exon. NCBI's taxonomy places the organism in Eukaryota, Fungi, Ascomycota, Dothideomycetes, Mycosphaerellales, Teratosphaeriaceae.
AUGUCAUCGUACCUCAGCAAUCUCCUAACUCAGACAACCUCGAAGUACAACUCGCUUCGCCGCACUCUACUUUCGAACGAGGAAGACGGAGACACCGAGGACGACUCGCACAUUGCCAGAGUACUGCGGGCCUACUACACCGAGAAAGGUCGACCCUUCCCGCCAUGGCUUCCACCUGAUCCCAACGACAAGCGUGCCGUGACGCCGCAACCACAUGCACAGCAGAACAACGCAUACUUCACAAGCGCGACCGCAAAGAGCCAGUAUACUAGCAUACAGAACCAGCCAGGAGCGAGAGGAAGUCUGAGUGAUCUAUGGGACACUCCGGCGCAGACCGUAAGCCCGGCGCAACCACAGAGUCUGCGUGCCGGUCGCAGACCGAUGCCCACUGCUGCAUCUACAAGCGCUUCCAGCACUCUAGCACCCCCAGCGCAGGCGAGACCACUCCCUUCGCAAAAGUUAGGCUCAUAUCAGAAUAUGCAGUCGCAAAGACCCGCUCUGGACCAGAGUCCACCUUCGAGUAGCAGUGGCGGCAGUUCGGCACAAGACAGACUUAAAGCUAGGCUUUGGGGCGGUAGCAGGGGAGGUACUCCGGCGUCAAACUCUACGGGCAGUCCGGGCCUGAGCCAGGUUGGCUCCCCGAAUCCGUACGAGCAGUCCUCUACCGGCAGCAAUGCGCCGUACGGUGGCAGCAACUCGUACGACAUGGGCAGCAAUGCAGGCCGUAGAUAUGGCAGGCCGGGUUGA